This is a messenger RNA of Ictalurus furcatus (blue catfish), 9683 nucleotides long. RefSeq lists its product as uncharacterized. The transcript has 2 exons. The record is from RefSeq and is a predicted model, not a curated record. Bases 6065 to 7045 code for a protein of 326 amino acids. Lineage: Eukaryota; Metazoa; Chordata; Actinopteri; Siluriformes; Ictaluridae.
GAAUCAUGACUCCCAAAUCCCAGACCAUUAGCUAAUGGGCCCUUCCCAAGAGGAGCAUCUGCAAGAAUCCUUCCCCCCCUGAGUAAGAUUUGGGUUCCAUUAGACAUUACAUGGUCUGAUUAGCCGGUUGGGCGUCACUUGUUAGAAUCAGGCAGGAGAUGUGGCGGUAAUGUAGUUAAGCCAUGAGUGAUGGAGGUGUAAUUUGGGUUAGUCCUCCUGUGCCCUCUCCCUCAUAACCCCCAUCAUGGAACAAAUUGACACACCAGCUGCUCUACACCCUUGUAAUGGUGGGGUUUUAAUUAGGAAUUAGGAAUGGCUUAGCAGCUAGACGGUGUUUCCAGUCUCUCAGGGUGGCGAUAGCGUACAGAAAUGUAGUAGUUAACUUAAGUUCCCAAAAAAUGUUAAAUGAAUGUUUUCUCGACAGAUCCCUCCUCCCCAAGUCCUGUGACACCUUGAUGAGCCAGCUACCCCACAGCCAUGUAGUCGCAGUUAUCCACAAUGAUAAUGCUGCUUCUGCAAUGUUUACUACAGCUGCUUUCUGUCCUGUUCCACUCUGCCAGCGUGUCUAAGGACAGGUUUUGGCUGAUGUAUAUUACUCACACUGACGUUCUGUGCAUCUGCAGCCGUUGAGUGAAGAGCGUCCUUGAAGCUGUCGGUAUUCUCAUUAGAUGCGAGACAGAUAUGGUGCUUUCAGGCCACUCUAGCGGGGCUAGAGAGUACGCUGACAAUGUGGUAUGAAAUAGUACUCUAACAAAUCCAUGGCACCACUUUUUUUUUUGUUGUUAUUUCCAUUGACGCAAAAUUUGGUGUGUCUCGUUUGUUUGUUCACUACAAAUCAAAUGUCGACUAAAAAGGUUCAAUCAGACCUUAAGUGUGCGUUCACAUACGCAGAGUUUAGUCCGUUUUAAAUCGAACUCUGGGCGACAUGCUCGCGGUUCAGUCUGCAUGUUAUUGUUUAUGCGGUCGACAAGGUAGCAUAACGGUCAUGGGGUAGGGGCUUGACGAAUCGGGGAAGGAUACGCGAUGAUCCAGAAGACCCAAUCAGGGAGCGAAUGUGGGCGGAGCCACGCCUUCGUUUUGAAAAGUCUGCGUUUUGGUCCGUUUACACUGAAACGCAGGCCCGGGGUCUUUGGCGUUUCCAAAAGUCUCCGUUUUCAAGGGUCAAAAACGCCGGAGUAGUGUAGACGACAGGCGUAACAACAGUUAUGCGUAUUAAUGAAAACGCACUAGUGUAAAGAGGGCCGUGGUGUGGUUCUUCAGUGGACCAGAUCAACCGAGAGCGUCUGGGCGACGAGGUCUCGGUCCGGUUCAACUAGAACUCUGCUGAGGUUUGAUCGCGGUGAGACAGCGAUUUGAAUCAGUCCAGCUGCGGACAGUGAACCAAACACGUCUUAGAUUUUGGAUUGUGGGUGAUUUUUUUUUUUUUCUGUAGAUGGGAGCUGUUAAACUGAGCCAAAGGUCAGAGCCCUUCUGUUUUUGUGAGAUUUUGACCUACGACCAAAAAGAAAAGAUAAAUGGUGGGUGCGAUCAACAAAAUGUGUUAAAAUAGACUUUUAUGUAAUUACCUAGCACUUUGUUUAGCACUGACUUUGUUCUCUAUGCUCAGGUUGAAAUUCGAAUCAAAUCAAAUGUCAUUGGUCAUAAACAACAACACAGAGUACGACGUGCAGUGAAAUGCACGCGACCGUCUCGACACACCUGGUUGUUAAAAUUGAUCUUUUUCUGUCGCCAUAUUCCUACAAGUACGUAUAGCUCUAGAUUCCUGUUCCGUACUGCACUGUGUGGCGAAAACACAGCAUCUGAAGGAGUCUAGUGUGGAUCUGAAGUCCGUUUUGGAGAUUUUUUGGAGAGUUCUAUACAGAAAGAACCUGAUAGUCCUGUAGGACUGGAAGCACUGGACCAGUCUCUCUACUUGUAGUCUUUCCUGCUUGGUGGACUUUCUGUAGAAUGGUAGAAAUGUAGAAUAGCACUGACGUCAUUUUUACAGCUAUUCAUUACAUUGAUUUUAGUCAAACCCCAAAAUGAAGCACAUUAUUAUAAAACCCCUCAAAGCUCCUAAAGAGCUGGAGAUUAGCUCCUUGCUGAAAGGUACAACACGGCGAAAUGUGUAUCUUGCUGAUUACACUUGGAGCAGAGAAACAUUCACACUCUGUCUAUCCAGACCCGUCUUUUUAACGAGGUGUUAAUUCUAAACCUUUGACAACACGGGCUCGGAUAUAAACGACGUCCGUGUGCAUGGGGUAAAGUAUUGAGACAUUCAUUUUUCUCUCUCUGUGACAGGUCAGUGUUGAAAUCAGGCGUGUUCGUGUAUCGCAGUUCAUCGAGUUGCGAGAUCGGGUCAUUCUGAGAGAGUUGGGUCAGUCUGUAGAGAGUGUGGCGUUGCGCUGGUGGAGAUGACCCUGACUUUGUUCUGAUCCGCUGGGUGAUUUGGUGUUCGAUAAAUAUUGGGUCAGCGCUUGCCUUCUGCCUCUGUGUGUAAGAGCUGACGAUUUGGCAAAAACACUUCUGUUAUACACAAUAUCUGAAUGAUACUCAAUAUUUAUCACGGUAUAUAAAUUUGAUCACCAACAAAGGCUAUUAUAGGUUUAGAAACUUUUGCCUAGCAUUUACAAACAGUGGGAUUAUCCAGGCUUACUUUAUACCGUGGGUAAAAAUAGAGUUGUAGGAGUACUGAGACCUGAUGAUGAUGAUGAUGAUCAGGUAAGGAGUACAACACUUGUUAUUGGCAUGCUGGUAUAGGAAAAUGAUCAAAGACUUGAAGCAGAGAUCAGGGUUCCAUCCCGAAGUUGAUUAUUUUCCAUUUCUCGUUAAUUAUUGUCCAGUUCUCAUCGAUUAAUUUCCAGUUCUUAUUGAUUAUUUUCCAAUUCUCAUUUAUUUUCCAGUUCUCAUGAACUAUUGUCCACUUCUCAUUGACUAUUUUCCAGUUCUCGUUGAUUAUUUCCAAUUCUUCUCAAUUAAUUUCCAACUCUCAUUGACUAUUUUCCCAUUUUUAUUGAUUAUUGUCCACUUCUCAUUGAUUAUUGUCCACUUCUCUUUGAUUAUUUUCCCGUUCUCGUUGAUUAUUUUCCAGUUCUCAUCGAUUACGUUUUAAUUCGUGAUCGGUCGAGAGAUCAAAUCCGUGCAAGAUGUUGUUGUUUUGAGAGAAACCUGAGACGACGUGUGUUCAUCCAGACUCAAAACUAAGUUUAGGUUUAGGAUCAGCUCAGCCCCAAAGAGGCCACGUACUAGACUCCCCUUCAUGUUCGGAGCCUUGCGUCUGUUCAGGAAUCGACCGAAAGCUGUUACGGCUCCGGAUAUUAGCUUUGCGAAGCCAGACAUUAGUCACAAGGUGUAUAUUAGGUUAUCGUAACGCCCACCCCCACCCCAUGGGGCAAAUAGGCUGGUGCUCAACUUCAGUCUGGAGUUUUUAAUGGAGGUCUUGCUUGGAAUGAUGGUCCUGCCUUUCCGGCUGGUUUACCGCUGUGUGUGUGUGUGUGUGAGCGUGAGUGCUGUGAAGGAAGGACUGGGUGUUAAGAUGUCUCUUGGCUCUUUCUUUACCACACACACACACACACACACACACACUCAUUUCCUCUUCUGUGAUGUCUGUUAAUUACACUUGCUGUAACCCCACAUGUAGCCAGCCUCCCACUUUCACCAGGCAGCGUGCGGGCACGUCUCUAACGAGCUACGAAGCUCAAGCACAAAUCACAGGGACGCUCCACAUACAAACGUUAAAGUCCCGUGUCGGUAGCGUGCAGCUUUUGCGUUAAGAGAUGUCAGUUGAACUUUUGUGGAAGGAGUCUCCAGUGUCAGAGGUAAAGCUUUCCGACGUAGGAACGUCUAAGGAUGGAGGAUGUGGAUUAUCGUGGCUUCCUGAAAACAUCAUGAGAUCAAACAGGUUGAAAACAGAAUCAGUUUUAAGUGGUCAGCGUUGGUGAAUUGCUGUGGUGUAAGAGGAAUAAAUCACUUGGGGACAUGCCGUUCUAGGAAAAUAAUCAACGUCGAGGUGGUAACAGUGACUCCGCCUCAUCACACCACCCGGUUAUUGAUUAUUUUCCUAUGAUUUGAAUCGACCGGUAGCGUGGCCAUUCAGCACACACACGCACACUGUUCCACUACCGAGACGGUUGAUCUCAUCCGCUCAAACCGCACUUCCGCCCUCUUCUCAUCCUCCCAUCACCGGCUUUUUAAAGCAACACCAGUAUUCCGUCUCUGUAUCGAUCCAUAUCCAUAUUCCGCUGGAACGGAGCGCUGACUGAACAUCCUCCAUUCGUCUCCGAUUACAUCCUUUUAAUCGUCCCGCUCCUUUCCGCUGGGACGGGGCUCCGAGAUGCACUCAUACAGCCCAGUUCCCCAUUUAUACUCAGGAAGGAGGGCCGUCUCCGUCUCCUCAUGUCUCCUGAUGUCUCCUGAUUCAUCCGCCGUCUUCUUACCGCCACUCAGCGUUUCAUUCAUGAGCGUAAAGUUCACUUCGGUCCGAACGCUUCGUACGGCUGUGUGACUGAGGGAAAGAUACUGAGGGUUAAAUAGUGAACACGCUACCGCUGCACAGGAGAGGGGUCUCUCGGGAGAGACGGAGAGAAAGAGGACAGGAGGUGAGACAGGGACAGGAAGAGGACAAGUCUUACGAUCAUACUAGCAGUUCUUUCUUUCACUCUUAAUUUCUUUCACACUCUUUCAUUGUAUCUUUCUUUCUUUCUUUCUUUCACUCUCUCUUUGGCUCGCUCUUUCUUUCUUUCUUCUUUCAGUCCGAAUUUCUUUCACACUGUUUUAUUCUAUCGUUCUUUCUUUCACUCUUUGGCUUAUUUUUACCUUCUUUCUUUCUUUUUUUUUUCUUUCUUUCACUCUCUUUAGCUCUUUCUUUCUUUCUCUUUCCACUCCAAAUUUCUUUGACACUCUUUCAUUGUAUCUUUCUUGCACUUUAUCUUUAGCUCAUUCUUGCCUUCUUUCUUUCUUUCUUUCUUUCUUUCUUUGAUUCUUUCUUUCUUUCACUCUCUCUUUGGCUCAUUUUUUUUUCUUUCUUUCUUUUUUUCACUCAUAAUUUCUUUCACACUCAUUCUAUUUUUCAUUCUUUCACUCUCUCUUUGGCUCAUUUUUACCUUCUUUCUUUCUUUCUUUCUUUCUUUCCUCUUAGAUUCUUUCACACUCUUUUAUUCUAUCGUUUUUUUUCUUUCACUCUCUUUGGCUCAUUUUUACCUUCUUUCUUUCUUUCUUCCUCUUUUCCUUUCCUUUUUCUUUCUAAUUCUGUUUCGCUUUUUUCUUUAGUAAUUUCUUCCGCUCUCUUUGUCUGCGUCUUUAUUUUUUUUGCUCGUACACGAGGAGUCGUUGAUGUGUCCUCUAAACUGAUAGAUUUCUGUGUCUCGGCCUGUAGGUGUUGACGGCAUCACGUUUUCUUUAUGUUGUCUGUCCAGCGUUGUUAGCGCGACGUCUCCAGAGCAAGCGGGGGAAUGUUUAGCAGGUUUUUCUUUAAAAGCUCGCUCUCUGUCUGAGGUGUACUUUAAGGGUGUUUCUGCCGUACAAGUUAGUAAGAAGAAGGACUGGACUUGUAGGUGGUGGAGGCGUCACCAUCGGCGUGCUGGAGUUCAGCACCUCCCGCUCUGUCAGGAGAACAGAGAUCUUGUCGGCUUUCCCAGCUGUGUGUUCAGGUGUGUGUUCAGCGCUCCUGUGUUCACAGAUUGUUAUAUAAACAUGUAAAAGACGUGUCGAUGCUCCUGAGUGUGAUUUCACGUGUGUAGACAGUAACGGUUUGAUACUGCGGAGGUCAUCUUCACCGCAGUCCAGCGUCCUCUCUGCUCCAGUUUCACCACGGUCACACACACUGCUCCGCUUUCACCACGCUCACACACUCGGAGCGGUUACAUGAGCUUGCGUGUGUGUGUGUGUGUGUGUGUGUGUGUGUGUGUGUUUAGGACCAGUGCUGGUUCUGUCAGUGUGUAUUAACUGUGUUGGUAAAGCCUCGAUGUGGAAGUGCAGUGUAGCUGUAAGACCAUUAGUUUAAUUGUGUGAUGUAGAGCUGCAGUGGGCCAUGUGACUGCGUGGGGGCGGGGCUAUGAUUACACUAACCCUGUGCCGAAGAUAAUUCAUGCACAUGUUCGUUCAUUCAUCCUUCUUUCACUUUUUUCACCGCCUCUUCCUUUCUUUUUUUCACGCUUCAUUUUUCUUUCUUGCGCUAAAAACAUAUUCAUUCAUCCGUGCGUUCUUUUGCGCUUUCUUUCACUUUUUUGCUGUCUCUAUUCCGACUCUCUUUCGCUCUUUUGCUGCCUCUUUUCCCCCCCUCUUUCACUAUUUUGCUGACUCUUUCCCCCCCUCUUUCACUAUUUUGCUGCCUCUUUUCCCCCCCCUCUUUCACUAUUUUGCUGCCUCUUUUUUCCCCUCUCUUUCACUAUUUUGCUGCCUCCUUCCCCCCCCCUUUCACUAUUUUGCUGCCUCUUUUCCCCCGCCUUUCACUAUUUUGCUGCCUCUUUUUUCCCGCCUUUCACUAUUUUGCUGCCUCUUUUUUCCCCUCACUAUUUUGCUGCCUCUUUUUCCCCUUUCUUUCACUAUUUUGCUGCCUCUUUUUUCCCCUCUUUCACUAUUUUGCUGUCUCUUUUCCCCCUCUUUUGCUCUUUCACUAUUUUGCUUCCUCUUUUUCCCCUCUUUCACUGUUUUGCUGCCUCUUUUUUCCCCUCUUUCACUAUUUUGCUGCCUCUUUUUCCCCUCUCUUUUGCUCUUUCAGUAUUUUGCUGCCUCUUUUCCCCCUCACUAUUUUGCUGCCUCGUUUUUUCCCUCUCUUUCACUAUUUUGCUGCCUCUUUUUUCCCCUCUUUCGCUCUUUCACUAUUUUGCUGCCUCGUUUUUUCCCCUCUUUCACUAUUUUGCUGCCUCUUUUCCCCCUCUUUUGCUCUUUCACUAUUUUGCUGCCUCUUUUCCCCCCCUCACUAUUUUGCUGCCUCAUUUUUUUCCCUCUCUUUCACUAUUUUGCUGCCUCGUUUUUUCCCCUUCUCUUUCACUAUUUUGCCGUCACUUUCUUCCUCUCUUUCACUCUUUUGCCGUCACUUUCUUCCUCUCUUUCACUCUUUUGCUAGCUCGACUCGGUUACAUCGUCCAGUUCAGUCUGCUGGCUGUUCACUGAUCUUCACACGUGUGUUAAAUCUGAUCUUCACCACUGUCUUGCCACGUGUGUGAUGUUCACCUCACACACUCGUGGCCUGUGGUUUGUCGUGUACGAGUGACACUUGAUGAGGUUGUUUACCGUGUCUGGCCCUCUGUGGGGUUAGACUCCUUGUGUACCCUGACUAAUUUAAAUGAACAGGAAACAUACCCCUCCUGCGGUGCUUGGACCCCUUACGAGAACAGAAGCGUCUCCGCCGGUCUCUUCGGCGCCACACGGAAACGGACACCGUGACAUUCGAGAGCCGAUUUUAACACGUGGAAAGAGCAGCGGGGUGCUGGUUGUGUGCUGUGUGAUCACCUCCACACACACACACACACACACACACACACACACACACACACACUCUCGAUUGCUCACGAGGCACAAGAUUAUGUUUCCUGAUGGCGUGUGUGAAAUCGCACACAACCUCAUCAACCCAUCCAGAGUUUUGUUAUUCUGCUGCGACGUGACCCGAUACACGCCACAUCCCGGAUCCGAUCCAAACCUAAAUCAUCAAUCAGUUUCUGGACGUUUUAUAUCGAAGAAUAAAAAUCACGAUAUGAUAUAUUUGUUACAUCACCCCACCCUUUAAUAGAGUAGUUAUGCCGUUUCUAUUCACGUCGGUGUAACCGGCCCAGGUUCCGCUGGGGGAAACAGCGCCGCUCCGUUCUUCUGUAUCUCUCGGACGCCCGUUCUCUCGUUACGAAACCGAGCUCGCGUGUCUGGACACUAAAAUAAACGUCUGGGGAUGCCAUCGGCCGUGAGGUGAGGGAAAGGAGAGUCGACUCUGAGCCACGGAAGUUCAUUUAGAGCCUCGUCGUGUCGACGUUGCUGGACCGGACCUCGGCGUGCGUGUGUUUGUGUGUGGUAUUUCACACACUGCACUGAUGGAGUACAGAUAAAACCUCUAAACACUUGGACAUCAGGCUGUAUGGCGUGUAAAAUAAUAAGAACAAGUUAAGAGUCAUAACGGUUAUAUAUAAUCAACACCAGGAUGGUGCGAUGCGGCUCAUGACGUAGAGGUAACGCAAAUACCUUGAAGUGGUGGGGGGGUUGGUUCUGUGUAAGUACAUGUGGAUAACACUUCCCGAAAUCGAAGCACAAGACGCAGCAUGUAUGAAUUCCUCUAGCACUUGCUGUAAAUGUAGCAACAAAGGAAGUGAAACAUCUUGAAAUAUAAGCUCCUGAAAGACCGAACGAUCCACACGCGGGAAAUCUCGCCUGUACGUGUUUACCUUUAUUAUUCAGCGCUUUAUAUUUAUUAGACUGCUUUCUGCUGUCACUGUAGAAAUAAUAAAUCAAAGCCUCUUGUAUACUUCGUUUUGUUUUUUUUUUUUAUUUUACGUACGCUAUGUCAUAUAGCCACAUAGUCUUUCAGAGUAUACUCCAUUCGACGUGCACGCGGACGCAGGCGCAUUACGACAACUUGCACUACCCCUCCUGGCCUACGAGAGUCAGUACAGAGCAGUAAAGCAGGUCUUUUAGUGUCACAACAACACGAAGAGCAAUGCUCGGGCGAUCUCUCGCCACGUUUAGCACCCAUAUACGAAUCCGUAUACUCUUUAAGGCUAGAAUUAUACAAACGCGGGUACUCUGUAACCUGCACUCGUUUCCGCUUAUUCCAUUUUUUUUCUUCGACUCCCUUGAGAAUCAACGGCCCUGCGUCACUGCUGCCACCUUGUGGAAGAAGUAAAAGAUUUAAACGCACAUUUGCGACCUGCAGUUAGAAAACUCGGGCGGCGUGCGUACAGUACUGAUGACGAAAUUUGCGUGAGGUCAGGCUCAGGCAUGAAGAGCGUAUGUAUAAAUACAGCUCCAUGACACGUCAUUUCGCUUUUGUGUGUGUGUGCAUGGGUUCUAUCGCUCUCGGUUCCCCAGCUGCUCCACAGCUGCUCUGUGAGUCAUGAAUGGCAACGUUGUUCAGGCGCACUUUCAUUUCAUUUCAUUUGGAGGUGAAAGUACACAGUAGGCGGAUCUCUGAAGUGCCAAAGUGACUUCCCGAAGAACGAGCGAGAAAUCCAAAGAUCCCACACAAGAUCCCAGUUUAUCAUAACAGCAGAAGGUUUGAAGUCAAAUCACAGCUUUGUAUUAACGCAGGACUUAAAACUACAUCACUGUAUUUAACGGUGUUCAUUCAAUGUCGAUAUGAAAAUAGUAAUCGAUGUGUUUACCACAAAUUUCUCAUCACGGGGAGGAAUCGUACCGGUAUAUCACGGACGAUACGGUACGGAACAGCCCUCCUCGUAGUACGCUAACGUUUCUAUAGUAACCGCGUACUAUAGACAGCGGUGUUUCCUCUGGCCCUCGUACACUGAUAAAUCCUGCCAGCUGUGUGUUCACACAGUCACAGCACGACCCCUGCACACUGACUGCUCACGUGGCUGCUCAGAGGCUCGUUCACCUCGUCAUCCCCCAUCUCAGUAUUUAUAAUAAAAACAUGUCCUGAGAACAAAACGACAAAGAACGACGCACGUUUUCCCGAACGCACGACUUCACACGUCAUCGACUCGGGUCAUCUGUGUAGAAGAACGUGAGCAUUUCUUAAUAUCCAGGUGUUUUUCCGAGUAGAA